Molecule: messenger RNA, 1134 nt
Organism: Lachancea lanzarotensis
Lineage: Eukaryota; Fungi; Ascomycota; Saccharomycetes; Saccharomycetales; Saccharomycetaceae
Product: LALA0S08e03378g1_1
Exons: 1
Coding region: 1-1134 (377 amino acids)
Molecular function (GO): oxidoreductase activity
Source: RefSeq, a predicted model, not a curated record
AUGCCAGUGACAGUAACACCACUAGAGAAUCAACCCCUGGGGGCGACAAUUACGCUUCCAGAGGGGUGCACGGAUCCCAGUAAACUGAGCAAAGAGGACUUCGACAUUUUGUACAAAGCUUUGUUGGAAAAUCUGGUUAUUGUCAUCCCCGGCAUGGAAGAAUUGACACCUGAGUCGCAGUGGAAACUAACCACCAGAUUUGACCCAACGUGCGACCAAACGGGAAAGUCGUACGGUCACGGUAAAGAAUUUCGACACGACAAAUCUGUGCUUAGAAAAGACGGAACUUCGAUCCCAGACCAGCCUCAAGUGCAAGUUUUGGGCCAAGGCCAUUGGCCAGCAGGCCACUAUGGAAUGGGAGAAAUCGAUUUGAGACACCCCACGCACUUUGAUUUCCAUAAGUCCCCACUUUCCGACGAACAGGCGUAUGAACAAGACCACACUCGGUUUUACAGGUGGCACAUUGAUUCCGCUUUGUACGAUCUUUCACCACCCGUUGCCACCACUUUGCUUGGUAUCCACGUCCCACCGCACUCAAGAAAGCAGAAGAUUGUCUACGAAGACAAUAACGACGUUUUGGAAGUCACUCAAGGAGCAACGGCAUUUGUUUCGGGCGCAAAAGCAUUUGAGCUGUUGACGCCAGAGGACCAAGAACGUGCAUUGAAAACUAUCGUUGAAUAUGCACCACAUCCUUACAUUUUUAUUUCUCCAGCAAGAGCAACUUCAGAUGGCCUCACCAUGGUCUCUGAGGGCAAGGAGACGCCUUUGGACGAGCUUCCACCAUGGGAGGAUUCUAAGAUCAAGAGACUACCUCUCGUGUGGACAAAUCCCGUCACCAAAAAGCACCAUUUGCAGGUUCAUGGGUGCUGCAUAAAUAAGUUGUUGCUACCAGACGGCUCAAACCUAGAGCUGGAAGAUGCCAGAAAAGAAGUGUACAGAUUGAUGAGACCAGCCAUUGCUCCUGAAAACGUGUAUGCUCACACCUGGAAUAAGGGUGACCUUGCGAUCUUCUUCAACAGAGGCGUCUGGCAUUCCGUCACUGGUCAGUUCAAACCUGGCGAAAGAAGACUGAUGCAUCAAUGCAACAUUGCUUCGGGAGCUGAUCCAAAGACGACUAUUAGCGCUAGUGCAUGA